This is a messenger RNA of Betta splendens (Siamese fighting fish), 5563 nucleotides long. RefSeq names its product zinc finger protein 821 (gene znf821). Gene Ontology annotation, biological process: regulation of transcription by RNA polymerase II. The transcript is spliced from 7 exons. Gene Ontology annotation, molecular function: RNA polymerase II cis-regulatory region sequence-specific DNA binding; DNA-binding transcription activator activity, RNA polymerase II-specific. The coding region runs from base 1634 to 3139 and encodes 501 amino acids. The record is from RefSeq and is a predicted model, not a curated record. Gene Ontology annotation, cellular component: nucleus. NCBI's taxonomy places the organism in Eukaryota, Metazoa, Chordata, Actinopteri, Anabantiformes, Osphronemidae.
UUACACUGUAACCGAUUUGGCCCUAGCAUGUGUAUGUAUAAUGCAAUAACUGGUAGCUGCAUCUUUUCUGUCUUCUCGUAUUCAAUAUAAAGGGCUAACGUUGGGCUUUGUAGCCAGCUAGCUACUUUUAUCUCAUCGAUUCCAAUGUCAGUGUGAUUGAAAUAGAGCGCUAAUAUGCUUUCAUUUUGUGCACUAACGCAUGUCAUGUGUCAGUUGUUAUGCACACAUCGCGAGUGUCAUGACACGACGAGAUUAUUUUGUUGAGAUGGCAUAUUUUCGCUCAAUCUUGCGGAGGAAUACAUUUUACACUAACAGCGUCGUGCUGCGGUCCGUUUACUCGUGGCAGUCAGUGAUGACGACUACAUGUAAUGUAAUGACACUAGCAUCCCGGAGCGCCACCUAGUGUUGCUACCGAGCUUUUCAAGUAAUUAUUUUCUAGGUUGGGUUUGAUUAAUGGUUUAUAGUUCUGCUUGAUCUGCCUCUAAAUAAUUCCCAUUUGAACUUGUCAAACACAUAGGAAAGGGGAGGGAUUAUAAUGAAUUCAAUAUCAGUAUUUGCAUUAUUAUAAACGGUUGUAACAUUUAUGUAGAAGUUAAUGAUGAAUGAAAAACACCUUAGUCUAGCUUUAGUACUUUUUCUGAAUCGUACUAAACAAACAGAACUGUUAAUUUAAAACCUUGAGUGUAUGAGUCAAAGCUUUGCCAGUGUUUAUUCAAGCCCACACCCAACAAGUCUUUCUUGUAUUUUUGAUGUUCCAGCCCAUUGGCUUAUCAACUGGGUGAACAAACAUCAUUCCUAACAGCGCCCAUCCACUAGUACACACAGCAGAAAUAGAAAAACCCACUGUGUAAAACCUAAGAGGUCAAAGGGUUAAUUCAUUCUCUUUACUGUGUAACUGAAUUUAAACUUUACUCAACCAAAGAAUGAACAUGGAUUUUAGUCAUAGUUGUGGUUACUGCAAAUAUACCAGCUUGUCAAUAACUACUCCUGCUUAAUAAAACAAAUCUAGGCUAAUUAUUCACACUAGAGCUGCUAUUAUCAACCAGCAGGAUGUUAUUAAGAAAUAGCAGUAAAAAUGUGCAAAAUUGCGUAUGUAUUAUAUUUUCUUUUCCACCAGUUGGCAUGUUUUUUUCUUGGUAGCAAAUUAAAAAUAAUCUUUCUGACAAGUGACAGAUUUGCUAUAUUGGAUUACAUUAGGUUGCACAAGUGUACCUAUUGAACCACUUCUAAAAAUACUGAGGCAGCGCAUGUUCGCUUUUUCCCCUGCAGCGUCUGUUUUCCUCCCACACUUGAACGCUGCACCGUUCCUUUAGCGUGAACUCCCCGACGACUCCGCAUCUCCCACAAUGCAGUUCGGCCUGGCUUCGGCGCCUGUGCGUUAGCGAUCAGCUGAGCUCGGGCAUCGCUGCAGUGAGCGCACGGCUGCCAGCGCCUCGGGUUCGGAGCAGCUCGGGGAUGUUCGGCGUCCCUCUCGUCGCGUUUGGACGUUAUUUCAAAGCCCCGUUCGCCUGGAAAUAUAUAUAUAUUUUUAAGACGGCUGCAAGAAUGUGACUGUUAAAUUGCGGAAUACACCUGGACCGGGAGCCUUCCGGGUUUAGGAGGAGAUUUUCUUAAACCGAGACUGGGCAAUAAUAUGUCCAGGCGAAAACAGACCAAUCCCUUCAAAGUUAACUGGCCAUUCCACACUUCCGGCAUCGCAGGACUCCAGCACACGAUUAACAUGGACGGCAGGGACGAGUUCACCGAAGACAGCGAAUGCUGCAGCAACAACUCCCAGGAAGUCCACGGGCAGGACAGCAUCUCAGAAGACAGCGAUAGUGACCCCGACAACCACGGCGAAGACUCGUCCUCCAACACCUCCGACGACCACAUGAGCGCCAAGAGAAGCCAGUGCCGCUUACAGGGGCCGGGGGUCAAAGAGGAGAGCGAGGAAGGAGCCGACCACGGCAGCUUCGUGUGUCCCCUGUGCACGCUGGACUUCAGCAGCCCCGAGAGGCUCAUCUCCCACGUCUACCAGCACACAACUAUGAUGAGCAACACCAAGAGCUACGUGUGCCCAGUGUGUGGGCGGGCCCUGAGCUCGCCCGGCUCGCUCGGGCGCCAUCUCCUCAUCCACUCGGAGGACCGCCUCUCCAACUGCGCCGUGUGCGGCACACGCUUCACCGACACCAACAACGUUAACAGGGAGAAGCUCAAAGACGUUCUCGACACCACUAGGAUGGAGGUCCCAGGCGGGAGGGACCCCUGCUCCCUGUCCCAGUCCUUUCCCAACAGCCCCAUGUCCAGCCCGGGCCACGGCACCCGCUCCUGCCACGGACCGGGUCCCAGCCCCAGUUCCUGUCAGGGCCCUCGCUCAUGUCACACGCCUGACCCUGAACUAUGUCAAGCUCACCGAACCUGCCAAGGUCCGGGCCACAUCUCCAGCCAGUGUCAAGGCCCCAGACCAUGCCACGCGCCCGGCCCGUGUGCAGGCUCCGACCAAGGACCCGCCUUUCCCUCCCUUUCUGACAGUCUCCUUUCUGAAGGACCAACACUCACAUCCAUCCCUGACGCUCUCAACUCCUCCUCCUCAGGCCUUCCCCCCAUCCCCGACAUCCUGAGCCCCAUGCCGGUGUAUCCCGCCGGCGUGCUGCUGGUGUGCAACAGCUGCGUGGCCUACCAGCAGCUGGUGGAGUCCCAGUCGCCCAUGCAGAAGUGGGCCCUGCGCCGCAAGAACGAGCCGCUGGAGUCCCGCAUGAAGCGCCUGGAGCGCGAGCGCACGGCCAAGAAGAACAAGCGGGCGUGCGAGACGGAGGAGGAGAAGGAGCUGCGGCGGCUGCGCGACCGCGAGGCCAAGCGCAUGCAGCGCAUGCAGGAGACGGAGGAGCAGAGGGCCCGGCGGCUGCAGCGCGACCGCGAGGCCAUGCGCCUGAAGAGGGCCAACGAGACGCCCGAGAAGCGGCAGGCGCGGCUGGUGCGCGAGCGCGAGGCCAAGCGGGUCAAGCGGCGGCUGGAGAAGAUCGACCCGGCGCUGAGGACGCAGAUCGAGCACGACCCCGCCGCCAUGGCCGCGCUCACGGCGGACAUGAGCCUCUUCCAGUUCCCGUGCCCCAUGCCGGUGCCCUCCAUCGACAACGGGCUCUUCAUGAAGCUGCCCUGACCGCCCGCUGCCCUGUCCAUCGCAGCAGGAACCACUCCACGUACCGAGUUAUUGCAGUGGCGAAGCCCUUGGAGCCAGGGUCGAGAAUGUUUCAUAUAGUAUGGAUGGUGACAUUAAUGCAUGUUGUAAAGAGAUUUAUCCGUUUGUCGGUGGACCGCGCUGACGUGACACUUCAUUCUAGUUGAAGCAGUUCUAUUUCCUUUUGAGGGGGAAUAAACCUUUUUUUGCACAUGGACUCCAGCGACAGGAGCGGGGGGGAGGGAGGGGUGGGACUCUGUAGCCACAGCCUCCUCCCGGUCCGCUCCGCCCUCCCAGCGACUCGGGUUCACCGGUAGCUGCACCUCGGUCUUCAGGCUGCCCCCCCGCGGGUCCCUGGGAGGUUCACACAGUCAAACUACUACCUCAGCCGCGCCCUCUGUCCUGUGGCGAACUCACACACACACACACACACACACACACACACACACACACACACUACUACAGAGCAUCCAGGUCGUUUCCCACAGGUUGUGUUCACAUUACUCACUCAGGCACUUUAAUAGGACGGACACUCGAGCACACAACGGAUUCCGACACAUCUGCUCCCGAGUGCUUCGUCCUAUUGAACGCCCGGAGGCGCGUAACAUUCCUCCCGCUCGGCCGAACUGAAGCGUUCGCCUCGUCACAUCCUUCGCCAACAUUUGAAUCCGUUUUCUUCUCACACUCCCGAUUUUAUGCCAGUGUCAUGUUUUUUUAACUUUGUGUUUAGAGCUUUUGUUCGGCUCCUAAAGUCUGUGCUGCUGUUAUUGUACUGUUCAAUACAUUAGUUACCUCUUAAUAUAUAUAUAUAUAUAUAUUUUGGGCUUGUCAUUGAGGAACAUUUGUGCUAAAAUGUUCCAUUAGGUGGUUACAGUUCCGGAACGAAUAGUCUGUUCCAACAAAAAUUCACUUUACUUGAAUUCUGCCUGCAAUGAUGCAUUUGUUUCCCUGAAUAUGGGUCAGUUGAUUCUAACGUAGAGGGUCAUGGGGAUAUUGGAACCUCUGCUUCAUGCAAUGUAGCAUCAACAUGCUUUCAAGGAUGCAGUACCUGCAGGAAUACGUGAACAGGACCAAUUAAAUUAGGGUUACUUUUGUUUCUUCUGGCUGGAAACAAAAGCAGUGAGUGGUGAUGAUUCUUGUUUUUCCAUUACUGAGUACUGGGGCUUUUGCGAUGCGUACAGCCCACACUGUGGAAGAGAUUCUAUUAGUCUAUAUUCAUUAACCUCAUUCCAGCAUUAUGCAAUAUGAUGUGAAUAUAUUUUUCUUGUGAAAACGUUUGGGUUCGUUUUGCCACAGUCAGCGGUGAGAUGACAUUGUUAAUGUUUAAAAUCCCUGUGAGGUAAAUUUGACUUGUUUUUUAUGUUACUUCUCCAGAUGCAAACAUUUCCAGCAUUAAACGAGCAUAUUUGUCAGAAAUUAUGAGACGCAAUGAAGAAGCACUGGUUCUGUUUGAGUCACUCCUAGAGUCCACGCACCUGGUGGCAUUGUUGGAAUCAAACAGGUGUUUCUUUGGCUUGUUUGGCCUUUGGAGGUUUUUCUAGGAGUGCAUCAAACCUCUAUGCAACACACGCGUUAUUUAUUCCAACAAAUUCACUCUCCACUGAAACUAUGCAGACUACGCAACUUUGAUUUCAACAAACUUCAAUGUAAAGAGUUCAGCUUCUCAGGCAACUUAACUCAGUGAAAGGGCUCAGAGCCUUCAUCCAACACCUGCUCAAUAAGAACCAUUUAUGACUCUCAUAUGAUGCGGUAGGAACAGUUUUAGGCAAUUAUGUGACUUUUGUAGUGAGUUUGUCCUCAGAUGUGAUUUCUCUUCCUGGCUGAGCACAUGAAGCAACAGGGUCUCACUGCCAUCCUCUCCAUGACCUACUGUACCAAGGGCAGAUCAGACUUUUCCACCAAGGCUUCAGGUGUCGCUCAUUUCUCUUCUCUCACACUAUGAAUACUGGGUAUUCUCAGAUGUUGCUCGUUGAAAUGGCUGUGAUCUAAACACCGUGGUCUCACAAGCGAUCGCAAAGGAAGUACUAUGAACUCUGACGCGACUCUGAGCGGUACUUGUACGCUUUAGGUCAGCGCUGCAUGACGUCAAACUGCACUUGUCCUAGAAUGGUUUAAUAUGAUCUUGUGUUUUAAGCUUAGUUUAUGCCUGCCUGUUUUUUACAGUUUAUUCAGAACAAAAAUGUUUCGGCCUUUCUAUAUUAAUUCUAUCAGGAUUUUGUCUCAAUGUUCAUGUUUACAAAGCAACUCCUUGAACAAGGCCAAAUGAAUGAGCUACACUGCUAAUGGGACGUUCAUGCUAGCUGUGGUAUCACUGGUGGACGCCGUCCUCUGUUACUGGAUUAACAGAUGUACAGAUCACAAUGAAUCCUGGUAAAGAAUGUGGAAAUAAACGUUGAAUUUCAUAAG